Messenger RNA from Rhodotorula graminis WP1, 624 nucleotides. RefSeq lists its product as uncharacterized. The transcript has 5 exons. Gene Ontology annotation, biological process: signal transduction; activation of GTPase activity; regulation of fungal-type cell wall organization. Gene Ontology annotation, molecular function: GTPase activator activity. Gene Ontology annotation, cellular component: cell cortex. Lineage: Eukaryota; Fungi; Basidiomycota; Microbotryomycetes; Sporidiobolales; Sporidiobolaceae. The annotation marks the transcript as partial. The record is from RefSeq and is a predicted model, not a curated record.
AUGCUCGAGGUGGCAGUGGACUGUACACGAGAGCCUGCAGGCAGCUCCAGCGAGUCGAGAGAGGCUGUCGCCGACGUCGUCGCUCUCUCCCAUGGACGGAGCCGAAUUGCAGCUCUCCUCGUCUCCCUCGUCCGCUCUCUCCGCCAGGGCCCCAGGAUGGCCGACGAAGCACCGAGCAAGGCGUCGCUCGUGCGGUGGUGGAAGGCCUUUACGCGCAAGGAGAAGGAGCGUGCCAGCGGCAAGGGCCGGGUGUUCGGCGUCGCCCUCGCCGAGUCGCUCCAGUACGCCAGUGUCGCCAUCUCGCUCGUCGCCGAUGACGGCAACCAGUACGUGUACGGCUACGUGCCCAUCGUCGUCGCCAAGUGCGGCAUGAUGCUCAAGGAGACGGCGACCCACACCGAGGGCAUCUUUCGCGUUUCCGGGUCCAACAAGCGCAUCAACCAGCUCCAGGCCGUCUUUGAUGCGCCGCCCAAGUACGGCAAGGACUUUGACUGGACCGGCUACAGCGUGCACGACGCGGCGAGCGUCCUCAGGCGCUACCUCAACGCCCUUCCUGAACCGGUCAUACCUGCCGGCCUGUACCUCGACUUUACGGCCGUCCUCCGUGCGUCCCUGGGCCGAGCU